UUUACUUAUCUGGAUGACUGUUGGAAAUUCUACGCCCGAAAAAGUCCAUGCAUGUGACAGCUAUUUAGUAAAGAAUGUAACAGACGAUAAACUUACAGCAUCAAGUAUCUACAGCUACAAGUACCCCGCCCUAAAAGCCCGAUUGUCUAAUGCACAAGGAUGGAGUCCGCUGGUAUCACAGGCCAAUCCUUGGAUACAGGUAGAUUUCGGAAGAGAAAUGUCGAUAAGAGCUGUGCUGACAAAAGGAAUGGGUGGGUUAAUGGAAUGGGUGAAGAAAUACCAGGUCAUAUACAGCAACACGGCAUCUACCUGGAUGGUAGUGCAAUAUGGCUCUUCUAAUGUACGUCAAAAGUACCAUAUACAUGUAUAUAUUUUAAUGUCCACUCUGGGUCAAAUAAAAUUCUCGUCAUCUUUUCAUAAACUUAUGCCAAGAAAAGUUCAUUUUGUCGUUUAA
Messenger RNA from Saccostrea cuccullata (small rock oyster), 454 nucleotides. Its product is annotated as contactin-associated protein 1-like. The transcript is spliced from 3 exons. Bases 14 to 454 code for a protein of 146 amino acids. The record is from RefSeq and is a predicted model, not a curated record. NCBI's taxonomy places the organism in Eukaryota, Metazoa, Mollusca, Bivalvia, Ostreida, Ostreidae.